AUGAGGUGGGUUUUGUCGAAGGCUGAGGUAUGCUCAGCAAUGAUUUGUGUAUUAAGUCGAACACACCCACACACACACGCGGCUAUCUAGAAGGCCGGCAACUUGUCGUGCAGGGGAGAGCGGAAGGUAAAGAGCGAGAGUCGGCAGUCGGUGUCGGAGAUUAUCCGGCGGGUAAUUGUACGGUGACGGGAGUGUUACUAGUGACAGCGAGAUUAGCAGUGGUACGUGUCAGUCGUAGCGAAGAGCGUGGCAAUGAGAGCAGUCGCGGUGGUUGUGACGGCGACGGCAGCCUGCAGUUCCCUUGCAGUGGUGGUGGCGGCCUCAGCGGUGACGUUGGCAGUGGCCCAUAUAAUGAUGAGGGCGGCAGCGACCUCCCGCAGUGGUGUUGUAUGCAGCCCCGAUUGUGGCGAAGGGUAAAUGCGGCCCCUUUUAAUUACGACGGUGACAGCGGUACUGGGCGAUGAUGGCAGUGGCGAUUACCGUACUCGUGACGGGUAGUAGUGG
Molecule: messenger RNA, 504 nt
Organism: Rhagoletis zephyria (snowberry fruit fly)
Lineage: Eukaryota; Metazoa; Arthropoda; Insecta; Diptera; Tephritidae
Source: RefSeq, a predicted model, not a curated record